Molecule: messenger RNA, 6178 nt
Organism: Petromyzon marinus (sea lamprey)
Lineage: Eukaryota; Metazoa; Chordata; Hyperoartia; Petromyzontiformes; Petromyzontidae
Product: C-X-C chemokine receptor type 4
Biological process (GO): immune response; G protein-coupled receptor signaling pathway; positive regulation of cytosolic calcium ion concentration
Cellular component (GO): membrane; external side of plasma membrane
Molecular function (GO): C-C chemokine binding; C-C chemokine receptor activity
Source: RefSeq, a predicted model, not a curated record
CUUGCUAACAGCACUUGCCCCGAUAGUCUGCCAAGGCUAUUACGGGAGAUAUUUUAUUUUUGUAAGCCAGCUUGUGGGGAGCGGUGGCGCAGUGGUUAGUGCACUGAAAAUGCUGUCUCUGAAUGGAGGGGUCAACGGAGCUUAUCAGAUGGAGGUCCCUUUGAGAUGAAUGUAUCGUACAGCCCUUCAUCAAUCCGGUGCUGGAUGAACGCUUCCCCAAAUAACGUUUGGUCAUGGGGGUUGUUUGACCAUACUUUAUCACGCUGGCUAGUGUAGGCUGCUCAAGAGGGGUUGUCCAAGACCAGUUAAGACAUCACUCGUCGCUAAUAAUGUGAGUCACGGCCGGGAAUCACACUCACUGGAAUCACAGCACAAUGCGUUCGUUUAGAGUGACUAAGUACAUUCAAACCCUGCCAUUGUCUACCAGUGCAGGUGGACACACAUCAAUGCAAUGUAUACAGGAAAGUCUCAAUAAGUUUCAAGGCUCUUUUAGAAAGGUCAUGCAUCAGAAUGUUUGGCCAGUUCCAUUUUAGGGAGUGUUAUCAUUUUGGGAGGAAACAGCGGCGCUUGUAGAUAACAGCUCCGCGUUUAAGGGGAAAAUCUAAACGUGAACCGCAUAAAUAAAGGUACCCAUUAUCAUCAUCGCCACGUGUGAAAUUGUAAUGUUGAAACUGUGACCGAUGGCUUGAACGUACAACUAGAAGAAAAUAAAUAAAAUGUGCUCAAAGAAAAUGGCCAGGUGGGCUCCGUGGCUUAGAGCACUGAGCUGGCACAACUUUUGGCAUCCUGAGUGUCAUCCAAGCCGUGAUUAGACUGAAUUCACAUGCUUAGUCGAUAACCUCAACCAAGUUACAAUUGCACAAACACCUCCACCACUUAUGACGUGGGAAAUGUAUUUAACAUUUAAAUUCUAAAUAAGUAAAAACUAUUGGCCCAAACAAAGCGCGAAAGGGAUUUUUUGUUUGACUAAUUUCUACUUUACAGGGUCACGAAGGGUGAACACGUGGGCAGAGUGUGACCCCAGUAAAAGUUCAUAACUGUCACCUGUUCAAUUUCCAUCUCGGGCUAACGGCUGAAACCACGGAUAUUGUACUUAAACGAACAUUCCAUAGCGGGUCGAUUCAGCAAUACCAGGAAAGUGUUUGCCACAACUCCACCAUAGGAGUACAUUUUCCUUUACUUAGAAACGCUAGUUCUCAAUAUCAGCUAGAACAAUCCGAAACGCCGUUGAGGGAAUGAUUUGAGCACGCCACAUCCAUAUCACCUUACUUGUUUUUUUAUAAGAAUAUAGGCGACAACGUUGUAGAUGGGAUGACUAUGGAUAGACGUACCCUGUACUCAAGUGAUAGGAUGAUUUUCGCUGAUAAUCCCUACUCCAUGGCAGUCUACUCGCAGAAAUUAAGCCCUGGAAUCAUAUCCUCCUCCGUGAAGCUUCAAUGAGCAUAGCUGACCAGCAUAAUCCAUGUCUUUAUGACUCUUGCAUAGCCCACACAUGAAAGAUAAUGACAAUAACAAUCAUGUAAAUGCAUAAAGCAUCAUAAUAGAACAUUAUUUUUUUAAUGAGCUAUGAAGAAGGACCAUUUGCCCUAAGCGUCACCUAUUAUAUAUAUACUCAUUUUUGGCCACACACCGUAUUAUUGAAAUGUGUUGCAUUUUUUGUUAUUUCAAUACACCAACAAACACAUCCCAAGAAGCUACAAUUGGCCCCUUCACAACAGGGGCCGAUCGACAUGGCAUGGGAAGGCCUUCAUACAGCAGUGGAUUCAAUAAAAUCUGUAAAAUUAAUUAAACGCAUUGCAGGUGUACGGAUUACACGAAAGGGGUGCUGAGGUCUACAUAGAAGACAAGUGAUUACAUUCAAUCAUUAAUUCGUACUUUAAAACACACCGUCUGUUGUGGUACCGCUUUGGCAGCGGUGCAAUGGCACGAAUAAUUAUCAACACAUUCGCCAGUGACACGGGGCCUUAACGGGGGGGGAGUAAGAGGCGACGUUUUGAGCAAUGACCCUUCUUCAUAGCAAAAUAAAUAACGCCUCCUUCCCAUAUGUCUCUCCACAUCAUUUGUUUUCACACAAGCAACCUAAACACUGGACCGGUUUCGACAUCAAGUGUCUCAUCAGCAGAUUCGGGCCCGCUUAAGACAAUGCCGGCAAAAAAAACUUCCCGAUGUUGAUGUUUAUCGGCAAGUUCGACGCAAGGCAAUGAAAUACACAACACACAUACUUUUAGCGCCAUUGUGGAGAAUGUGAAAAUGCCUUACUUAGACGGGGCCACGACACAACUCAGGCCUAGAGGUUACGCAUAACUAUCACUUGCAAGGUUUAAGAGUGGGAAUACGGAUUGCCCAAAUGCGUGUUCUGUCAUCAUAAAGGGAAUUUUGAUUUGAUAAGAUCCGUGACAGUCGCGACCACCAGAUAGAUACUCUUCGGCGCCGCUGCCGGGGGGAACGGUCUGUUCGAUGUUUAAUUUGUUUUUAUUUGGUGGCCGCGGCUUGGGUAAACAAAAGGAGUUGCGAGGCGGUCGAGUUGCGGUCGUGGUAUCAGUGCGGCACACACCACCCCUCGGAUUCCGUAAACACGAGCGCGCCCCAAAACGGGAGGGGAGCGCGGGCUACAAAUGGAGCAGCUUCCCCUUCUUAAAUCAGAGAGAGAGAGACGGACAGAGGCGGACGCGCACUGACUUGACUCCUCGGCUGGACAUAAGCGGGCAGACAGACCACACUGACUCACUGAUUGGCAGGCAGGCAGGCAGAUAUACAGAUGCUAUCCAUGAGAUAUUACAUCGCAGAUGGUAAACUAAAGACUGCAGACUAAGAGGCGGACGGACAGACUGACUGACGGGCGAAAGCGACGAGAAAGACACCGCAGUGUCACGAGCCGUCCGUUACAUCCUAUAUGACUGCGAGCUGCGAGACAGCAGCUCUGGAAGCUCGCAAAUACAACGGUUGCUGACAUGGCGGAGUUGAUGCACUCCAUCUCGCUAGACGAGGCCGACCUCCUGCCCAUGGGGUUGAACGACACGUCCGAGCUGGAGGAUAACUCCUCCUCGCCCUGCUGCUACAGCCCCGACUGCCUCGCCCCAUCCCAGAGCUUCCACCGCGUCUUUCUGCCCGUCGUCUAUGGGCUCGUGUGUCUCCUGGGCUUCGCGGGCAACGGGCUCAUCCUCGUCAUCCUCACGUGCUUCACCAAGAAGCGCACCUCGUCCGACCUCUACCUGAUGCACCUCGCCGCCGCCGACCUGCUCUUCGUGUUGACCAUGCCCUUCUGGGCGGUGGGCUCGGCCACCGAGUGGGUGUUCGGCAACGUCCUGUGCUGCCUCGUCAACUUCACGUUCACCGUGAACCUGGCCAGCAGCAUCCUCCUGCUCGCCUGCAUCAGCAUCGAGCGCUACCUGGCCAUCGUGCGCGCCACCAAGACGGACAAGGUGCGCAGGAAGUUCGCCACCAAGGUGACGUGUGGGGCGGUGUGGGCCCUCUCACUGCUGCUCGCCGUGCCCGAUCUCGUGUUCAGCCACGUGUACAUAGCGCCACUGAGCGGCCACCAGCUGUGCGAGCACGUGUACCCCGAGAGCGCGUCCGAGCUGUGGCGCACGUCGCUGCGCGCUCUGCACCACGUGCUCGCCUUCGCGCUCCCGGGCAUCGUGAUCGUCUUCUGCUACGUCAUGGUAAUCAGGACGCUGUCCCAGCUGCACAACCACGAGAAGCGCAAGGCGCUUAAGGUGGUGGUCGCCAUCGUGGCAGCGUUCUUCGUCUGCUGGCUGCCCUACAACGUGGUCACUCUGCUGGACACGCUGAUGAGGCUGGACGCGGUGGUGAACUCCGACUGCGAGAUGGAGCAGCGCCUGGGAGUGGCGGUGGCCGUCACGGAGGGCGUCGGCUUUUCCCACUGCUGCUUCAUUCCCGUGCUCUACGCCUUUGUGGGCAAGAAGUUCAAGGAGAACCUGGCGCGGCUGCGGGGCUGCAAGGCAUGCGUCGGGACGCCCGUGGCCUCGUACCGCGAGGGCAAGAGGCAGAGCAGCAAUAGGCCACAUCCCAUCAGCUCCGACUCGGACUUCUCCACGAGCACCAUUCCCGCUUGAGCCUCCCGCGCGCGUUCACUGGCUUCGUGACGCAAUCGCGGGGUGUCCAAUUAAGAGGGAGGACACGUUCCAGAGCUCGAUCUCUUUUAUCUGCGAUAACGUGGCCUGUCAAUACCGCGGGUCGUGUUUAUUCGCAGGGUUAUUCCAAUUGUCUGCGGGAAAUAUUGGUGGAAUAGAGGUAGAAUAUGGUUACGGAUAAAAUGGAGUUUUUUUUUUCAGGAGGACCGAACGGUUUCCGCGGAUAAUAGGAAUUGUGGGUAAUUUAGGAUGUUGGGUUAAAGGGGUUCUCUUGUACUCCACGUGUAGGAUUAAAAGACUUUGUUCAGCUCAGACACAAUCGAAUACCAAAUGCAUGUCCAGUCAAAGGAAACCAUGUAGGGACGUGUAAAUACAGUACGAGAUAUGUAAUGAUUAUCCACAUUCCGCAUACCCAGCGAUCCAGAAUUGUCACGAUUCAGAGUCCGGAUUCAACAUUGUAUUACUGUCCUGUUUGUUUGGGUUUUUUUUGUUUGUCUUGCACACGAUUUUGUUUCAUUAGCCGAACAGUAUUCAUAUUUAUAUUUUGUUUAACCAGGUGAGCACUUAAAGAGACCAGGAUGAGUCUAAUUUGCAAGAGUAGCCUGGGGCAUUCGUCUGAUUGCUCCUGCUUCUGCUGUGUGUCAUCCCAAUUGAGUAAUUUCCGGGUAAUGUUUUUACAUUUGCCAAAUUUGGAACCUGGCCCCGGUACACAAUGGCCUACUCUUUUGCCAAUGACGUCAGGGAUCUUUAACGUCCACUGUGAAGCAGGCGACGCGUAGUAUUAUUAUGGCAAUUCCACUCGCAGUAAAUUCAGGGUGGCCGCAGGAAUUAAAACUGUGAGCCUCUGCAACAAGCGGCAAAUGCGUUAACGCACGGCCGCGUCACCACCCUUGAUUAUUACAAAUAAUUCAAUGCAUGCACUGUAUUGUGAGCGGAAGAAUAUUUUGGAGUUAAUUCGAUGCAUCUUUGACAUUAUCAGCCAUCGUCAAUCCGAAGCCUCCGCCACUUCCCACGAUCUCUUUGGUUGACGCCCUCUCGUACGCGUUCCAUUCCCUGGCUGCCACUCCGUUAUUAUUCAUGACCCUUAGCCAUCAUUCCUUCUCGCGACCUGUCCUGACCAAACCCACUGAAUUUUUCGAACAGUCUGAAUUAUGUCAUGAAUGUAUCUUCUUGAAUCUUCUAUGUAAAUUCAAAUAUGCGUUGUUAUACACCUAGUAAAUGUCCUUGUCUUGAAUGUGAUAUAUGUAUAUAUUUAAGAUGACUUUAUUUGUCCUAUCUUCUCCACUUUAUGCUGGCUUAAAUUGCACUUAGUAGUUAAAAAUACGCGAACUGGAAACCCAGUGCAGAAGGGCAUUCACGUGUAUACUUUGGCUAUUAAAUGCUAAACGACAAUACGUCAUUCUCCACGUUUUUAAAACACAUAACCUAUCUGUAUAUCGAUGCGUAAAAUAAGCUGUUUCCCGAACACCACGUCACUUGUGUAUGGCCACUCCCACUCUGAAUCUCUCCGCUCUCCCCGCCUCCUGUGAAAACAUACGCCGCUCCUUACCUUCUCUCUCUCCCCUCCUCUCUUAUUCCCGGUCAUUUUUUCUCCCCCUCUUCCCCUUCCUGCCCGGCGCUAUUCCAGUCUGCUCGAGUGUGGUUACGAACCCUGGUCUUCACCCACGGACAACUCAAUGUUGUCCUGUCCCGGGUGACAUCUCACAAUCUCUGCGUUGCCCUUGCUCAGACAUCCUCUGUAGUGACUGCCAACAUCGUCUAUCGCGAGGCCCUUACGUGUAGCCUCUUCCUCCCUAUUCUGUCAUCUUUCUUGACCCUUGGGUUCCGUAUUCUGGUCCUUUUCCAUCCCUUUACUCGUAUUUCACCCAUUGUUUCUCGGCUCUCUACAUUUUCCGUUUUCUUUUCCUAUUCAUAUCCUUGGCCCUAUUCCCAUUCCCGCCGUGUGCCACGGGUAAAAUGAUGUAUACAAAUCAAAUGUAAAUAAUAAUGCCAUUUGUAUGCCACGUGUUUUCUGUCAUGUUUAUUUCGUUGUGUAAACAUGCAAAGGGCGAAAAUGGCAAUAAAUGCUUGUGUGAACGCAAUGA